Molecule: messenger RNA, 502 nt
Organism: Silurus meridionalis
Lineage: Eukaryota; Metazoa; Chordata; Actinopteri; Siluriformes; Siluridae
Product: alpha-N-acetylgalactosaminide alpha-2,6-sialyltransferase 1-like
Exons: 3
Coding region: 1-414 (137 amino acids)
Molecular function (GO): sialyltransferase activity
Source: RefSeq, a predicted model, not a curated record
AUGCAUGCUGUGGCAGUUCCUGCUGAGGAAUGCACAGAAGUGAAAGGCAUUAAAAGAUCAGUGGAUUUGAUCCCGAAGCCUAAACACAAUCAGCUUCUCCAAGUGCCAAAUGGAUCCACAGAUGGAUGUAUCCGCUGUGCUGUGGUGGGCACCGGUGGCAUUCUGUACGGCUCUAAAAGGGGCAAAGAAAUCGACUCUCACGAUUAUGUCUUCAGAGUGAACGGAGCUGUCACUAAAGGCUUCGAGGAAGAUGUCGGAAAUAAAACCUCUGUGUAUGUGCACACGUCAUUCUCCUUAAUCCAGUCUAGUUUAAUACUGAGGAAUCAUGGCUUCAACCGAGCUCCACGUGAUGAGGUAGGUGUUUUGUUGAUGAGUCACAGAAAUAUAUUGACGUGCACAAGUGCCUGCCUGUGAUUUUGGGAGUGAUAAAGUACAAAAGGAUUAAAGGACUUGCUCCAGGGCAGGAGUUACAGCUUCUAUUUAUUUAUUAAUUUUAUAUAUA